UUCUCUGAAGCUACUGAACACAACAUGAACGCCAAGGUCCUCGUUCUCCUCGGUCUGGCAGCCAUUGCCGCUGCAGACAGCUUCGAGUCCUACGAAUACCGACCACCUCAGCACUCAAGGGAAGAUUCCUUCGAAUCCUACGAGUCGGGUGAGGCCAAGUAUGACUUCAACUGGGCCGUCAGCCACGAUCCCUCAAGCAACGAGUUCGGACACCAGGAGGCCCGUGACGGCGACCACACUCAAGGAUCCUACUACGUGGAGCUCCCCGACGGCCGCCUGCAGACCGUCAAGUACUUCGUGGACGGCGACUCCGGCUACGUGGCCGAAGUUAACUACGAGGGCGAAGUUUCCCACGAAUCCGCUUCCUUCGAGUCUCAGGAGUACAGACCACGAUACGUCUAUGACUCCAACGAGUCCAAGUAAAUUGCUGACUCUGACGGAUUUUGACAAUCUAAUGAUGAUGAUGACCCUACAUUAUUUAUUUUGUAUAAAGUAUUUAUAAAGUUAAUAAAUAAUUGUGGAUGCAGUAUGUCACUAUUAUUACGCCUUACUUUCUUCAAACUCUGAAAGUUAACUAAACCUUAAGUGUAACAUUUAUGCCCCGGAAUACAUACACAUGCAAACGGUCAUUAUAACGAAUAGUCGGGUGAGGCCAAGUACGACUUCAACUGGGCCGUCAGCCAUGAUCCCUCAAGCAACGAAUUCGGCCACCAGGAGGCCCGUGACGGCGACCACACUCAAGGAUCCUACUACGUGGAGCUCCCCGACGGCCGCCUGCAGACCGUCAAGUACUUCGUGGACGGCGACUCCGGCUACGUGGCCGAAGUCAACUACGAGGGCGAAGUCUCCCACGAAUCCGCUUCCUUCGAGUCUCAGGAGUACAGACCACGAUACGUCUAUGACUCCAACGAGUCCAAGUAAAUCGCUGACUCUGACGGAUUUUGACAAUCUGAUGAUGAUGACUCUACAUUAUUUAUUUUGUAUAAAGUAUUUAUAAAGUUAAUAAAUAAUUGUGGAUGUCACUAUUA
This is a messenger RNA of Penaeus chinensis, 1028 nucleotides long. RefSeq names its product pro-resilin-like. The transcript has 3 exons. Gene Ontology annotation, cellular component: extracellular matrix. Lineage: Eukaryota; Metazoa; Arthropoda; Malacostraca; Decapoda; Penaeidae. Bases 25 to 423 code for a protein of 132 amino acids. The record is from RefSeq and is a predicted model, not a curated record.